This is a messenger RNA of Ylistrum balloti, 361 nucleotides long. RefSeq names its product UPF0728 protein v1g117062-like. NCBI's taxonomy places the organism in Eukaryota, Metazoa, Mollusca, Bivalvia, Pectinida, Pectinidae. Bases 70 to 348 code for a protein of 92 amino acids. The record is from RefSeq and is a predicted model, not a curated record. The transcript has 4 exons.
GCUUUAUCUGUAAGCGUACAAGACUACCAUCCAAAGGCGUUGGCAAUACAAUAUAACGCAACAGCAGCUAUGCCACAGAAUGCCAAAGUGACAGUGUUUUUUGGGCCCUAUGAAGCUUGUGGUUGUGUAAAUCAUUACACAGCACGACUGGAAGGGCUUGAGACCUCUCUCAUGAAAGAAGGACAUGAGGUUGAAUUUGAAGAAAUGAAAGACUUGAACAGUGUUGAGCUUUGGGUGAAUGGUGAACGUAUUUUCACUUGUAAAAUACAAGACUUAGAUUAUGGCGGUGAUGGCAUUUUGGACGAGAAUGUACAGAAAGCUGUAGCAGCAGUUCAGAACGCUUUUUGAAUAUGGAUCACCA